Molecule: messenger RNA, 785 nt
Organism: Emiliania huxleyi CCMP1516
Lineage: Eukaryota; Haptophyta; Isochrysidales; Noelaerhabdaceae
Exons: 1
Coding region: 48-566 (172 amino acids)
Cellular component (GO): membrane
Source: RefSeq, a predicted model, not a curated record
CGGCGCUGGCGCUGGCGCUGGCGCCGGCAGCAGCCCCGCACUCCGAGAUGAGCUUGCCGUACAUGGCCACCGCGGUGGCCGAGGCUGCGGGCGGCGGCGCCCGCCCCCGGCACCACGCAGCCGCCGACCGCCACGCCGACGAGCACCACUACGAGGAGCGCGCGGCGGGCAGCUCUCUGCUGGGCGAGGAGGAGAGCCAGUGGACGCUGGAGCACGACAGCGGCCGGCGCGCGUUUGAUGAGCUUUCCUGCGAGCCGACCUCGCCCCUCGACGGCUGCCUGCCCUGCACCGCCGACGAGAGCACGGAGCAGUACUGCAGCGUGAGCGGCUACCGGCAGGAGGUGCGCUGCAUAAGCGACAACAGCACCGACUCGGGGCGCGAGGCGAGAGGCCCGUUCCUCGCCUACCACAGCUGCCUCCAGCGCGAGUCCGACCUGCAUGGCCUCGCCCGCUUCGAGUUUCUAAUGGUGUGCUUGCUUGGCGCGUCGCUGUCGGUGGUGCGGAGGCGGAAGCGGCGGCUGGAUCGUAUCCAGCACGACCGCAUCCAGCAGUAUUUACGCGACUGAGGAGAGGAGCUUGGGGCUGCUGGGAGAGCUCAGCCUCAGACUCGAGGCUCUCGAAGCUUGCCGUGCGAUCGAGUGGAGAUUCGAACAUAGGACACGAACACGACCCGACACGCUCCUCCUAUUUCUCUAACCCAACCCAACACAGGACAAGUACAAGUACAUGCGCUACUGUUCCGGGUUUCGUAGCUAGCAAAAAAGGAGCAUACUCAGCUCGUCCGC